CCCCAUCAACGCGACCUCGUCCCCGCGUCGCCCGAUAAUUGCUGCACGGCCUCCCAAACCGGUCCCCCUUGCCAGGUGACCGCCGACAACGACAUCGGCCCCGGGUCUCGCACAGGCAGCACAUCGCGCAUCGACCACGCCCCGAGGCCGUUUUUGUUUGUUGUUUGGCAUUGGCAUCCAGAAGGGUCUCCUGCAGCGGCCCCCCCCCCUGCCGCAGCAACGUCUCGCCAGCACGACCGUUUAUGACGGCUGGCAUCACCAGCCUACCCAUUCGAUCCUCGCCGACAUCGCGCAGCGUCCUCCAGAGAGCGGUCAGCCCGUCUGUCCAUGCCCUCGCCCGUCCAGCGCUCCCCCAUCGUCGCGUCGCGGGCACCAUCAUGUUCGCCAGGGCCGUCAACGGCAGCGCGCCGCCGCCCCGGAGCACCCUGGAGCGCACGCUCUUCCCGUCGAGCAGCCCCAGCAGCAGCGCCCCCAACGGCGACAUCCGACAGCAGUUUGGCAAGGCGGGCUCGCACAAUGUCCCGGCGUCGGCGAGGACGCCACAGUCACUACCGAAUCCGAAUCCGCUCAACGAUCGCUCCAACAACGCCGCCCCGCUGGUGAACCGCGGGGGCACCAAGUCCUCGCUCGCGUCGCUAUGCGGAAAGUCGGGCUCCUUUGCCGAGGCCGAGGUGGUGGAUCUCACCGGCGCGGACGUGCAAAAGAAGGCCCAGGAGAUGGUGGAAUUUGCAGAAGACGACUUUAGCGAUGAUGCCGACUUGGACCUCGAUUACGAGGCCCCGAAGGCACUGCCCCCGUUGCCUUCGAGACCUGUGGUUCGGGAUACCAUGCCGCCGCCACCGACGCCUUCACAGGCCGAAACUCCUAUUCCAUGGUCUUCGUCUCCGGCGUCGCAUUUGCAGCCGGCUUUCCCUCAGCGCAGUCUCUCCGACGCGUCGGCCGCCACUCAGCCGUCCCUCAAGCGUGAGUCCUCGGGAGAUAAUGACCUGCCAGAAGUUCCUAUGCCCAAAAAGGCCAAGAAACGAGUUCUCCCUGCCAGCUUUGGUGUUCGAAGAGAAGAAGCCGAGGCGGAUGAGGAGUUCGCCGCCCACGCCGCGCCCCGAACCCCGGCCUCCAAGUCGCGGAGCUUCUUGGACCCCACGGCCAGCGCUCUGGCAGAACAGAAGAAGCAACACAAGAACCAGCGGACCCAGCGGCUGGCCGAAGCCGAGCAGGAUGAUGCAGAGGACCCAGACGAAGAAUCCUAUGCCGUCCCGGCUCCUCCGCCGAAACCCGCCCCCAUUUCAUUGAGUACCGAGCAACGACACGUGCUAGACCUAGUAGUAGAAAAGAACGCGAGCGUCUUCUUCACCGGCCCGGCUGGUGCAGGCAAGUCGGUCUUGAUGAGGGCCAUCAUCCAAAGACUGAGAGAAAAGUUCAAACACGACCCCGAACGAGUCGCCGUGACGGCAUCGACGGGUCUGGCAGCUUGCAACAUUGGCGGCAUGACGCUUCACAGCUUCUCAGGUAUUGGCUUGGGCAAGGAGAGCGCGACAGAGCUGAUCAAGAAGGUCAGGAGGAAUCCAAAGGCCAAAAAUCGAUGGAUCAAGACCAAGUGCCUCAUCAUCGACGAAGUCUCAAUGGUCGACGGAGAGCUAUUCGACAAACUGUCACAAAUCGGACGGACCAUUCGAAACAACGGCCGCCCCUGGGGCGGCAUCCAACUCAUCAUCACUGGUGACUUCUUUCAACUGCCGCCCGUGCCAGAUUUCGACAAGAAGCGGGAGGUCAAGUUUGCAUUUGACGCCGCUACCUGGAGCACUUCAAUAGACCAUACCAUUGGUCUCACACAGGUCUUUCGCCAGCGCGACCCGGAUUUCGCCCGCAUGCUCAACGAGAUGCGACUGGGCAAGAUCACCCAGCAAACGGUGGACGCGUUUAGGGCUCUGUCACGCCCGCUCAAGUUUGACGACGGUGUCGACUCGGCCGAGCUGUACCCAACGCGAGCGCAGGUCGACAUGUCAAACGAGAAGCGGUUGCGGGACCUCCCGGGCAAGGCGUAUCGCUACGAGGCCAUGGAUACGGGCGACCCCAAGAUCCGCGACAAGCUCCUCGCAAAUAUGAUGUCACCCAAGGUCAUCGAGUUGAAGCAAGACGCGCAGGUGAUGCUCAUCAAGAACAUGGACGACACGCUGGUCAACGGAUCCCUGGGCAAAGUCAUCGGCUUCUCGGACGAGAAGACGUUUGAGAUGACGAGCGGCUAUGGGUCAGACGACGACGCCAUGACCAAGGCAAAGAGAAAACUGGCCGCGUUUGGCCGCAAGGACGAAAAGAUGCCGCAGAAGACGCAAAAGUACCCAGUGGUGCAGUUUGUGACGUCGAGCGGCGUGCCUCGCGUCAUCCUCUGCCAGCCGGAAGAGUGGAAGGUGGAGCUGCCCAACGGCGAAGUCCAGGCGAAGCGAAACCAGCUUCCCCUGAUUCUGGCAUGGGCUCUUUCUAUCCACAAGGCACAGGGCCAGACCCUGGAGCGCGUGACGGUCAACCUGGGCAAGGUGUUUGAAAAGGGCCAGGCGUACGUCGCGCUCAGCCGCGCUACGACGCAGCAGGGGCUCCGCGUCAUCGGGUUCGACAGGUCCAAAGUCAUGGCUCACGAUAGAGUCGUCGAGUUCUAUGGCAAGCUUUACUCCGCGGAGCAAGCCCACGGCCUGUUGAAGCCCAACAACAUCAUGGACUUUGUCUCGAACAGGAGAGGAGAGCAGCAGCCGUCGGCACGGUCAGCGCCGACGAUGGCGACCGCCGCCGCAAAGAAGAAGGUCGAGGUGGUGAACUUGGACGACGACGAGGAAGCGAUUGCAUCGUAUGGAUAUUGACGGUAUCGUUUACCCCGGCGCAUUGCGCAAACGGCAUUAGGUUUUUCUUGGCGCAACAUGGAGCGAUAAUGGCACGGUCGACCCAGCUCAUGCUUGUAUGUACUGUAUAUGACGUACCGAGUGAGGAGUCUUUCAUAGAUGCAUUGUUCAACGCAGUGCGCGUGCAC
Molecule: messenger RNA, 3016 nt
Organism: Purpureocillium takamizusanense
Lineage: Eukaryota; Fungi; Ascomycota; Sordariomycetes; Hypocreales; Ophiocordycipitaceae
Gene: PIF1
Product: DNA helicase
Exons: 2
Coding region: 243-2849 (868 amino acids)
Biological process (GO): telomere maintenance; DNA repair
Molecular function (GO): DNA helicase activity; ATP hydrolysis activity
Source: RefSeq, a predicted model, not a curated record